This is a messenger RNA of Styela clava, 1848 nucleotides long. RefSeq lists its product as uncharacterized. Gene Ontology annotation, molecular function: nucleic acid binding. Gene Ontology annotation, biological process: DNA integration. Lineage: Eukaryota; Metazoa; Chordata; Ascidiacea; Stolidobranchia; Styelidae. The record is from RefSeq and is a predicted model, not a curated record.
AUGACUGUGUUGCAGAUGUUGAAUAGUAGAUCACAGCGCUUUAAGACUUUUGUAGCCAAUCGGGUUAAUAUUAUUCAAUCAAUCUCUGAUGUGUCGCAGUGGUCUCAUGUUCCAACAAAUGAAAAUCCAGCAGACAUCGCUUCUCGUGGCCUUAUGCCAGAUAAGCUGGAUAAGGCAAAAUUAUGGUUUCAAGGUCCGAGUUUUUUGUGGCAACAAAGUGUUUCAUGGCCUGGCACUUCAUCAGUGUCAGAUACCAUACCAACUAAUUCCGAUUUACAUUGUGAAAUUAAGGUGAAUCUUGUUGAAGUUCAAAAGAGAUCCCAGUAUUUUCCUGAGUUAAUAAAUCGCUAUUCAACGUGGGAAAAAUUGUCGAGAACAAUUGCAUGGAUGUUGCGUUUUAAGUUUUUUAUUUUGUGGAAAACCUGUCGAUCAAAUGACUCUCCAAUGACUGGAGAUUUAACUGUUACGGAACUUAGUGUAGCAACUAUUCAGAUCUGCAAGUUGGCCCAAAUUGAAUCGUUUUCUCCAGAGCUCGAAUAUUUUAGUGAGCGUGUACAUGACGGACCAAACUACUUGAGCAGUGGUUGUAAGUUGCCUACAUCACCACAUUCUAAGGCUCUCAUUAAACUUAGCCCAUUUUUAGACAAUGAUAUUUUGCGGGUGGGUGGCCGUCUUCGACACUCACAUUUAUCACCGGAGCAGAAGCAUCCAAUAAUAUUACCACCUCAUCAUCAUGUAACAAAAUUGAUAAUAGAGUAUUAUCAUCGGCAAAAUGGUCAUUCUGGUACAUUGCACACUCUUUCCUCUGUGCGGGAAAAAUUUUGGAUUCUUUGUGGACAGGCGGAAGUUCGUAAGGUGCUGAAUGCUUGUAAAUUGUGCAAGUUGAGGGCGAGUAGACCUGGUUCACAGUGGAUGGCUCCUCUGCCAGAGUCGCGUGUUCUGGGUGGUCGCACUCCUUUCUAUCACACUGCUGUAGAUUACUUUGGCCCAUUGAAAGUCAAAUUGGGACGUAAGGAAUACAAGCGGUAUGGAUGCAUAUUCACCUGUUCAGUCACUAGGGCUGUUCAUAUUGAGGUCUCGGAAUCACUUGAUGCAUCUGCAUUUUUGCAGGCCUUUUUUCGAUUUUGUGAUAGGCGUUCAAAACCAUCCCAUGUAAUUUCAGAUAAUGGCACAAACUUUGUGGCUGGUGAGAGACUUCUUGCUGAGGGGAUUUGUAAGUGGAAUCAGAGUCAAAUUGCAAAUUCUCUGUCACAACAUGGAAUUCAGUGGGAUUUUCAACCGCCUUUAGCACCUCACCAGAAUGGCUUGGUUGAGAUAAUGGUCCGGGAGGCAAAAAGAGUUCUUUAUGCGAUUUGUGCUAAAUCACGAACAUUUACUGAUUUUUCGCUCAUCUCCAUGCUGACUGGGGUAGAAAGAAUUCUGAAUGAUCGCCCAUUGACACCUAUUAGUGAUGAUGCAAGGGAUUUGGAGGUUCUGACACCAAAUUCCAUUUUGACUGGAAAUCUUGAUCCCUCUAUUGCUCCCGAUAAGUUUACGCGCGGUGACGAGUUUCGCGAAAAUUGGAGACAUGUCCAGCUCAGUCUUGAUCGAUUCUGGAAUCGCUGGACAAAGGAGUAUUUACCGCUAUUGCAAAAGAGACAGAAAUGGCUCUUUCCUGAGAGAAAUUUGAAAGUGGGUGACAUUGUGCUUCUGUAUGGCGACGAUACUCCGCGCGGCGUUUGGCCCAAGGGUAGAGUGAUUGAGGUAUUUCCCGAUAAGGAUGGGAUGGUUAGGAGGGUUAAGGUUCAUACUAGGAAUUCUGAUCUAGUUCGUGAUGUUAGGAAACUCUGCCUACUUGAAGCUGCUUAA